GCCCAAAUGGCAACAUUUUAAAUUCGAAAUAACCGUUGGUUACAAUCCCCAUAUCCGGUAACAGAGUCUUUGGGGGGACCCAUGGCUCCUCAAAAUGGAUGGUCUGGUGGUCUUGCCGGAGGACGAAUAAUACAGGACGGAAGCUCCCACUUGCUUGCAAUGAGUCUGGCCAAUGGGCACUCCAAGCUAUCAACUCUGACUAUGUUAAUGGAAGGAUAUGGAAACCACAACGUGUUUGUUAAAAUGCCCACAAGGGACACAGAGUUGUGUUCAAGAAGGAUGUGCAUCUUCUGUUUAGAGUCGGUCGCCUUAGUUGAAUGGUCACUUAGAAAGUGAAGGAAUGCUUGGGAAUUGAAGGAUUAUACCAUACAAGAUGCGGCCAAGGUAAUAAGGGAAUGUGCUGGUUCAGGUGUUUCAUGGUUUGUGCUAUUGAAGGGACCAAUUUGAAAUUGUCGUUCUUGUAUGGACAGUGGAUGGGAAGGUUAGCUGUUAGUUGCAGCUGUGGUAAGAUUGUGGUUAUGGUGGCUGGAAAGGACCGUGUUGACUGCUCAGUGAGUGGAGAUUCUUUGGUGAAGUGGACCAAGAUGACACCAACUGUCAAACAAGAAAUUUGAGUUACUUCCAUUUCCAAUUUCGAGUUCGCGAAGGGGUUGAACAGCUGGCCUAAGUUGAAGAAGCUUCCUCCAAUUCCAAGAGUCCAGUCCUGGUAUCUUAACUUCCCAUAUACUUCUUCCUCUCAAAAGGUAGGUUUUCACCCAUUGACUCUCGAUCAUGUUCCACAUGUGCUUCAUGACUGCAAUCUUAUUCCAUGAGAAAAGAUUAGGACGACCUAACCCCCCACCCCUUAGCAACUGUUUUUUUAAGCAUUGUACCUGACCACAAAAAAGCCCUGAAAACACCAUUAAACUCAAUAAUAGUACUCUUAGGUAGGAUGAACUUUGUGCUGCAAUACAUUUGUGUGGAGAAAAGCACAGCCCUAAUAAGCUGCAGCCUCCCAGCAAUGUAAAGUUGUUGUAUAAGCGAUGUAGAGGCACGUGAUGCGACACAGGAGAGGAUCCAGUUUCUUUCUGUACUACAAACUCUAGGCAUACUAAUAAUAAAUUUGUACAGGUUCCAAUGUGUGCUUCAAUCUGGUCCUGCCAUUCAGAAGCAUUAAUGAGCUUUUCUGCUUAUUAUAUUCUUUUAUUUUGCCUCAAUCAUAAUCUACUACAGUUUGUCUCACAGCUCUUUGGCCGCUCUCAGUCACUUACUGUCAAAUUGAGUUCACAUAUUUUUGUCAAUAAGGUUAGACAGGAGUUGGAGAGCAGAGGUUUUCAAAUAAGAACUGGGUGUGAGGUGCAUUCUGUUUCCACAGUUGAUGAGGGUUGCUUUAUAAGAUGUGAAGAUGGUUCUCAAGAACUGUACAAUGGUUGCAUAAUGGCCAUCCAUGCUCCAGAUGCUUUAGAAAUGUUGGGGGAACAAGCGACAUGUGAUGAAACUAGAGCACUUGGUGCAUUCCAAUAUGUUUAUAGUGAUAUUUUCCUUCAUCGCGACAAAAGUCUAAUGCCCAAAAACCCAGCAACGUGGAGUGCAUUGAAUUUUCUUGGUACUAUGGAUAACAAAGUAUGUGUAACAUACUGGCUCAAUGUUCUCCAGAACAUUGGUGAAACAAACCUACCUUAUCUGGUUACUGUUAAUCCAUUUCACACACCUGAGCAUACAUUGCUGAAGUGGUCAACUGGCCAUCCACUCCCAACGGUUGCUGCAGCAAAAGCUUCCUUUGAGCUUGAUCGAAUUCAAGGGAAGAGAGGAAUAUGGUUCUGUGGAGCUUACCACGGAUAUGGAUUCCAUGAGGAUAAGCUAAAGGCUGGCAUGGGCGCUGCACAUAGUAUUCUUAAAAAGAGUGUUGCUGUUCCAAAUAAUCCAAGAUAUAUGGUACCUUCUUUGGCUGAAGCAUGGGCAUGCACUAUUGUUACCAAAUUUCUUCAACAUUUUAUCUCAACUGGCUGCCUAAUCUUAUUGGAAGGAGGAGGUACAGUUUUCACCUUUGAAGGAACAAGAAAGAAAAGUCUUCUUAAAACUUGUCUGAAAAUUCACAAUCCCCAGUUUUACUGGAAGGUUGCUACUCAAGCUGAAUUAGGCAUUGCAGAUGCAUACAUUAAUGGCGAUUUUUCUUUUGUUGAUAAAAGUGAAGGUCUUCUGAAUCUUUUCAUGAUUUUUAUUGCCAACACAGAUUUAAAAAAUUCUGUCUCAAGAUCUAAUAACAAAAGGGGUUGGUGGAUGCCAUUGCUUUCCACAGCUGGAAUUGCAUCCACAAAGUAUUGCCUCAAGCAUGUUUUGCGGCAGAAUACUCUUACCCAAGCUCGCAGGAACAUCUCUCGUCAUUAUGAUCUGAGUAACGAACUUUUCGCUCUAUUCUUGGAUGAAACAAUGUCAUACUCCUGUGCAAUAUUUAAGACGGAAAGUGAAGACUUGAAAGUUGCACAGCUAAGAAAAAUCUCAACCCUGAUUGAAAAAGCUAGAAUUGUUGAGAAACAUGAAAUUCUUGAUAUUGGGUGUGGUUGGGGAAGUUUAGCUAUUGAAGUUGUAAAACGAACUGGAUGCAAAUAUACUGGCAUAAGCUUAUCUGAGGAGCAACUCAGACUUGCGGAAAUGCGAGUGAGGGAAGCUGGCCUUCAGGACCGCAUAAGAUUUCUUCUCUGUGACUAUCGCCAACUACCUGAUACCUACAAAUAUGAUAGGAUUAUCUCUUGUGAGAUGAUAGAGCAUGUUGGCCACGAAUACCUUGAGGAGUUCUUUAGUCGUUGUGAGUCACUAUUGGCAGAAGAUGGGCUUCUUGUCCUACAGUUCACGUCAAUACCAGAUCAAACGUACGACGAGUUCAGGCGAAGCCCGGGCUUCAUGAAGGAAUAUAUUUUUCCUGGUGGAUGCCUGCCUUCAUUAAAUAGAAUAACAUCAGCUAUGGCGACUUCAUCUAGACUCUGUGUUGAGCACCUUGAAAGCAUAGGCAUUCACUUUUACCAAACACUCAGAUGCUGGAGGAAAAACUUCAUGGAAAACCAGAGCAAAAUUCUCACAUUGGGAUUCGAUGAAAAGUUCAUCCGGACAUGGGAGUAUUAUUUCGAUUAUUGUGCAGCUGGUUUCAAGACUGGUACGAUUGGAAAUUAUCAGAUUGUAUUUUCUCGACCGGGCAAUGUCACCAUGUUUGCUGAUGCAUAUGAGGAUCUACCUUCUGCUUGUUGAUCGUGUGAACCCUAGAAAGAUUGUAUUGUUUGAACCUUAUAUUUUGGCUGUCUCCUUUAUGGAUUGCUUUCUCUGAAGAUGAAUCAACUAUAUUCAGGAAAGGUGACAGAUGCCUAUACAUAAAAACUAUAUUCCUAUGGUUGCUGAGAAAAAUGCCUUUACAUAAAAAUGGCAUUGCUACUUACCCAAAUGACAACCAACUUGCGAUGUCAAUUUUGGCUUUAAUUGACCAUGUUAAUGUUACGAUUUGUUGAAUAAAUGUAAUUCAAAAAACAAAAUUGUUGUAUUUCUACGUUGUCAAACGAAUGUAUGUAUUUCAAAAGAAACCUUCCAAGGCUUGCAUGUUAUGAAAAAAAAUAAAAAAUAAAAAAAUCAAAGUUGGUUCACUUG
Cornus florida is the source of this 3612-nucleotide messenger RNA. RefSeq lists its product as uncharacterized. Bases 1117 to 3222 code for a protein of 701 amino acids. The record is from RefSeq and is a predicted model, not a curated record. The transcript has 21 exons. Lineage: Eukaryota; Viridiplantae; Streptophyta; Magnoliopsida; Cornales; Cornaceae. Gene Ontology annotation, molecular function: methyltransferase activity.